Molecule: messenger RNA, 1737 nt
Organism: Petromyzon marinus (sea lamprey)
Lineage: Eukaryota; Metazoa; Chordata; Hyperoartia; Petromyzontiformes; Petromyzontidae
Product: leukotriene C4 synthase-like
Biological process (GO): leukotriene biosynthetic process
Cellular component (GO): membrane; endoplasmic reticulum; nuclear envelope
Molecular function (GO): enzyme activator activity; glutathione peroxidase activity; glutathione transferase activity
Source: RefSeq, a predicted model, not a curated record
CCCUCCCCCCACCACAUUCUUGUUCACGGCUUGACCGCACUGCCAGUGUCACCGCAGGCACCACGAACUCGUUGCUCCAGAUUUGGUCCUGUGCAGUAAAAGCAGAAGCCGCAGAAAGUCAGAAGUCGCAGAGAUCAGCAGCAGCAGUCGCAGUAGCAGUCGCAGAGAUCAUCAGCAGCAGUUGCUCGUUUCAAGAGCCAAGGGACCACCCCAAAGUCAGCGAAUUGAACCGACGGUCGCAGCGUCAGCCUCUUUGAGUGUGGACAUCAUGCUCUCCGACAUUGUUCUGCUCGGUCUUGCAACGCUUCUCUCCGUGUUGGAGCAAGCAUAUUUCGUCAGUAAGGUUUACCAAGCCCGGCGCAAGUACAAAGUCAGCCCUCCUGCCAUGAACGGACCGCCCGAGUUUGAUCGAAUCUCAAGGGCACAAAUCAACAGCUUUGAAUACUACCCAAUGUUUUUAACGAUCAUGUGGACUGCCGGUGUAUUCCAACAUCAAGUCCCAGCGUUUGUAAUUGGGCUUGGAUACCUGGCAGCGCGAUUCAAGUACUUCCACGGCUAUGCUGAGGCUGCUGAACUGAGGGUGGUUCCACUGCGUGUGGCUGCGCUGAUGCUGUGGAUACUGGUGGGGCUGGCUGCCAUCGGAAUCGGCAAGGUGAUGGUCUACAAAUAUGCGUACAAGGACAUUCUCCGCGUCUCCAGAUAUUUCAUGGGUAAUUAAAAUUCUGCCGUGACCCAGGCUGUAUUUUUGGUUUGAUUUUGCACGUAGCUUUUCACAGCUAUUCGCAUUACAAGUGGUCUUUCUGUAUUAAAACGCCUGUUAAGUAUUACUGCCCUAAUGCUUUCACCGCAACAAUUGCAGGCAUGAACUUGUUAUUUUUUGCCAAACCAGUUAUGGAUUUUUGUGUUGUGUUGAGCUGCAGGGAAUAGGUCUUGCCGUGGCAUAUAGAGUAACCACAAUUGUAUAUUUCACUUGCCUUAUUACUCAUAUGACAGUUUCAUGUUUUUAAUGUUACAUUUGAUUAAAUUUGUGUUUUGUAUGCAUUAAAUGGCAAUUCCAUGAAUGAUGGGCUGUAAAUGUACAUCUAUGAGGUCCAGCAAUGAAUGUAUUACAUCCAUAAUAGUUCAGCCAUGAGUUUCUAAUGUAGGCUUCGUUCAAAUAAGUCCUGUUCCACACCAAUAUAUUGGUUCCAUUGAUCACGUACCAAUACAUUUCAUUCAGUCCAGGGGCCCAAGUACAGACAUUUUUUGUAAAAUCUGGCAAGCUGUGAAUGUUGUAGGCAAAUAUUUGAAUCCGAGUGAGGUCACAAAUCUAAGGAUAUGGCAGCAGUUGCUAGGGAUGAUGUCAUCACACCCACUGUGCUAACCAAUCGGCUGACUAGAAGAGAACCCCAUGCAACAUGGCCAUCAUGAUGUCAUUUCUCUACACUUCAGCAGGUCUGUGAUUGAGGUAAGUCCAGUAUAAUUAUGUAAUUCAUGUUUAAUAUAAUCGUUAUUAAUGCAAUUAUUAUUGUGAAUGUAUGAUAUUCAUAUUAAUAAUUGAAUUUUACGAUGUUUAUUUUGACAAUUGACAUAGGAGUAGUCCUGACCACCCCUGGUUUUUCUCCUAACUUUUGCAGCUUAAUCAACUCCCUUUAAUGGAAUCGGAGUUAUGACAAGUGUUAGGCAAGGCAAUUUCUAAAAUCGCAUAAGUCGUUCUGCACUUGGGGCCCCUGGACGUCUUCAGAUUAAAUUUCUUUA